AUGGACGUGCAACUUGUACAAGAAAAUGGUGAUCAUACCAGGAAACCUUUAGCAAUUCUGUUACAUGUUCAAGAAGAAACGUAUUUGGCCAACGUCCGCAAUAUAAUUGCUGAGGAGGUAUCAGACAUCAUGCCACCCGGUAAAUAUCACUUUUGUUUUGGAGGAACAGUUGUGAGCAAAGUCAUGGAGAAAGAGCUCAGACUUAAGCAAAUUCUCGAAAAAAAGUGAUGACGCGUCAUUGCACGUAGCUGUUCUAUCAAUAGAUUUACUUGAUAAUGAAGAAGGCAGCCAAGGUGAAGUUGGUUUGAAACACGAAGGAACACAAAGCCCAUCUUUUGUGUCGGCUGUCUUUGAGACUGGAUACGUACAUGAUUAUGAGUCAUUCCAACCAACAAACUCCAAAUCAGUGGCCACUUUUGAUAUAAAUAGCAACACAAUUAGCCAAGCCGAGAACCUACAGCAGAGUUUUUUCAGGGGUUUUUUAGGGCCGUUAAACGGCCCCAAAAACUCAAUCUUGAAUUGAGUUUUGAAACUCAAUCUUUCACCAAAGUUUCAGUGCAGUAAAAAUGAAGUUGUUUGAGUUUAAAUUUGUGACGUGUGGAAAUUAGUUUUCAGUUGGAAACCCGACAAUUAAAAAAAAUGGCUGGAAUUAAUCUCACAACACAAUUAAAACUAUGCAUUCGCCAUCUUUAACCAAUUUAGAAGAUUGAGUGCAGGGGGGGGGUGACACCUGCAAAAACGGACCCAAGAAAAAAGCCCUGUACAGGAGUCAUCAAUGCAAGCGACAUCCUUGCCAAGCGUAUCUUUGUUGCCUGAAACCCCAAAGAAUUUCAAGAAAGUACUUCAGCUCAGGUCACCUACAACAACUGAAAUAUGCAGUUUAAAAAUCUACACUGACAUUGAAAUAAAACGAGGAAAAGGUCAAGAUCAAGCAUACAAAUAUUUUGGAAUGAGAGGGUAAGAAAAAUGGCCAAAAACAGAAAUAUCUCUAACAAAGAAAUCUAUAGGCGUACUAUGAAAAGUGGAGACUUCAUUGUUCGAAGCUUCUGGUAAACCAUGCAGGCAAGGAAGACCUGGUCAAGGACCUGGUGACACCCAAAAACAUGCAAAAAACAGAAGAUGGACCGAAAGCAAAGAAGAUGAAGGCUGCAACAGUGCCGUCCAACAUUUCUUGCGUGAAAAUCGCUUCAGCCAAGAUAGAAAACUUGCAAGCGGAAGUAAAUUUGAAGACCGAAGUUCUGAAAAAAACAGUCGAUAGUGCAGCUAGAAAAGACAUUCUAACUGCCUUGUCAGUUGCAGACAUGUUUAGACACAUCAUGUGCCGAAUUGUGAAGAGCACAGGAUGCACUUAG
Molecule: messenger RNA, 1352 nt
Organism: Paramuricea clavata
Lineage: Eukaryota; Metazoa; Cnidaria; Anthozoa; Malacalcyonacea; Plexauridae
Source: the annotation of a GenBank genome assembly